AUGGCUGACAAAGGAUUGGAGGAGAUCCCUGAGGGGCAGAUCGAGUCUAAUUACGAUGAGGUAACUGACUCGUUCGACAAUAUGAACCUCAAGGCUGAGUUGCUGAGAGGUGUCUACGCAUAUGGUUUCGAACGACCAUCUGCCAUCCAGCAGCGGGCUAUCAUGCCAGUCAUCAAGGGAUCUGAUGUCAUUGCACAAGCACAGUCAGGUACUGGCAAGACUGCAACAUUCUCUAUCUCCGCCCUUCAAAAGAUCGAUACGAACCUGAAAGCCUGCCAGGCUCUGAUUCUUGCACCAACCCGAGAACUCGCCCAGCAAAUCCAGAAAGUUGUCGUCGCUAUCGGCGACUUCAUGAACGUUGAGUGCCAUGCUUGCAUUGGUGGCACUAAUGUGCGGGACGAUAUGAAGGCUUUGCAAGAUGGUCCACAAGUCGUUGUCGGUACUCCAGGACGAGUUCAAGACAUGAUUCAGCGACGAGUCCUCAAGACUGAUAACAUGAAGAUGUUCAUUCUUGACGAGGCUGAUGAGAUGUUGUCUCGUGGUUUCACCGAGCAGAUCUACGACAUCUUCCAGCUGCUACCUCAGUCUACUCAAGUCGUCCUUCUGUCCGCCACUAUGCCACAGGAUGUUCUCGAAGUUACCACUAAGUUCAUGCGAGAUCCUGUCCGAAUCUUGGUCAAGAAGGCUGAGCUUACCCUCGAAGGUAUCAAGCAAUUCUACAUUGCAGUCGAGAAGGAGGAGUGGAAGCUAGAUACUCUCUCGGAUCUCUACGAGACCGUCACAAUCACACAGGCCGUUAUCUUCUGCAACACUCGAAGGAAGGUCGAUUGGCUCACCGACAAGCUCACAGCCCGUGACUUCACCGUCUCCGCUAUGCACGGUGACAUGGAACAAGCUCAGCGAGAUGUCAUCAUGAAGGAGUUCCGAUCAGGCUCGUCCCGUGUCCUAAUUGCCACUGAUUUGUUGGCUCGUGGUAUCGAUGUGCAGCAAGUCUCGUUGGUCAUCAACUAUGAUCUUCCAGCCAACCGAGAGAACUACAUUCACAGAAUCGGUCGUGGUGGUCGAUUCGGUCGUAAGGGUGUUGCCAUCAACUUCGUCACUGCUGAUGACGUUCGGAUGAUGCGAGAAAUCGAGCAGUUCUACAGCACUCAGAUCGAGGAGAUGCCAAUGAACGUCGCUGACCUUAUCUAA
Messenger RNA from Lithohypha guttulata, 1191 nucleotides. It is a transcript of the gene TIF1, whose product is annotated as translation initiation factor eIF4A. Gene Ontology annotation, molecular function: RNA binding; ATP binding; RNA helicase activity. The transcript is spliced from 4 exons. Lineage: Eukaryota; Fungi; Ascomycota; Eurotiomycetes; Chaetothyriales; Trichomeriaceae. The record is from RefSeq and is a predicted model, not a curated record. Bases 1 to 1191 code for a protein of 396 amino acids.